This is a messenger RNA of Silurus meridionalis, 1718 nucleotides long. It is a transcript of the gene mat2b, whose product is annotated as methionine adenosyltransferase II, beta. Gene Ontology annotation, biological process: S-adenosylmethionine biosynthetic process. The coding region runs from base 268 to 1236 and encodes 322 amino acids. NCBI's taxonomy places the organism in Eukaryota, Metazoa, Chordata, Actinopteri, Siluriformes, Siluridae. The record is from RefSeq and is a predicted model, not a curated record. The transcript is spliced from 8 exons. Gene Ontology annotation, cellular component: methionine adenosyltransferase complex. Gene Ontology annotation, molecular function: methionine adenosyltransferase regulator activity.
CUUCUUGAUUUUGCGCAUGCGCAAUGCUUUAUCCACUUCCUGUUUAUGUACCUUGUUUUGCGUUUGAGUAUUAAUGUUAAAACAAGGAUUUUUUCCCCGCGUGCUUUCAGUUUUUAGCUGCUGAUUUUUUGUUUACCUGCCAAGGUUAUUUUGUGAAUUAGACGCCGUGUAUCCGCGAUAGUGACAUGAGUCUCAGGGAUAAAGAGCUUAAGAUCUGUUUCAGCCCAGGUCAUGUAGCGCUCGUGCAGGAAAGAAAACUCCAUUAGGAUGCAAACAGGCUCUAAUGCACAUCUGGAGGAAAUGUGCAGUUCAUGCCGGCGUGUACUGGUGACCGGAGCCACUGGUCUUCUUGGACGCGCAGUCUACAAGGAGUUUCUGAACAAUGACUGGGAAACGCUUGGGUGUGGGCACACUCGCGCUCGGCCUCGCUUCCUCAGCUGCAACCUGCUGGAUGAGGACGCUGUGCGCGCGGUUAUUCAGAACUUCCAGCCCCAUGUGAUCGUACACUGUGCUGCUGAGAGAAGGCCAGACGUGGUGGAGCAUCACACAGAAGCAGCCUUGAACCUGAAUGUACAUGCAUGUGCUACACUGGCAAAAGAAGCAGCUGGCAUCUUUCUGAUCUACAUCAGCACUGAUUACGUGUUUGAUGGGCGCAAUCCCCCGUACGGAGAAAACGACACCCCCAAUCCGUUAAACAUGUAUGGGAAAUCAAAGCUUAGGGGUGAAAGGGAAAUACUCAGACACUGUCCAGGUGCUGUAGUACUCAGGGUGCCCAUUUUGUACGGAGAGGUGGAGAAGGUGGAGGAGAGUGCCGUCACCGUGCUUUGGGAUCGCAUUCAGGAUGGAGCCGAGAGCUCGACUGUAGACCACUGUCAGCAACGUUUCCCCACCUAUACCAGCAAUGUGGCACGGGUCUGUAGGAACAUGGCUGAGCGAGGUCUUCAGGACCCGUCCUUGCGUGGGAUCUUCCAUUAUUCCGGAAAAGAGCAGAUGACUAAAUAUGAGAUUGCUUGUGCUAUGGCAGACGCAUUUAACCUGCCCAGGAGUCACCUGAUACCGUUGACAGAGCAGCCUGCUGGAGCCGGAGCUCAGAGGCCACAAAAUGCCCAGCUAGAAUGUUCUCGUCUGGAGAUGCUUGGGUUGAGCGUGGAACCGACUCCCUUUAAAACAGCGAUUAGAAAGUGUCUCUGGCCAUUCCUUCAUGAUAAACGCUGGAGACAGACCGUCUUUCACUGAGGGACGAAGCAUACAUUCCAGACUUUGACAAAAAAUACAGGGCCAAUUGAAAUAGUUUUAGUUGAUACUGUAUGAGUUAUAUUAAUGCAUACAUAACAGCAUUUCAUCUAUUAUUUUGUUUCUGAUUUCAUAUUGCACUAUAGCCAAUAGUAUUUUUGCUUAAUGCAGUUGAGGAUAUCCAUUCUACCAUGGAUGCCUGCAAGAUUAUUUGAACGUACCCGGAAUGACCGUACAGAAUACAGUGUGUAAACACACAGCUUGAUAAAUUUCCAGCAAAUCUGGACAAAAAUAAAUAAAUAAAUAAGGGAAAAAACCUUUUGAUUUAAAUACCUGAUAUUUCAUUUUCAGAUUAAACAAUUGUUGAAAGUGGCUUACAGUAUGGCUUAGAACAUGCACUGGAUCACAGCACUGAUAGAGAUUGCAAGUCGUUGCAACUGUAACAGUCUUUUUGGAAUAAAUAUGAUGUGUUCCUGAGAGACAAA